ACUUUACCAGCCACGCGGAACAUGGGUACCUCAUCUACGUACAGCGCUCUUCAGAUGUCUUCUGCUGCGUUAAGCAUUCCCUUCUUGAUUUCUUCCUGUACAUACUUUCAACAUGACAUAGCUCCAUACCGAUUACUUUUGUCCGAUAGUUGUGUCACAUCGUCCCCCCGUCCUCGGUCUCGCAGCCCGACCGCAUCUACUCCAUCCACAUCAGUCUUUCAAUCGCGCCUCCAGCCAAGAGCCUCGUUCGUCUUCCUCGAGCACCUGAAUACCCUGCCUAUGGCUGUCCUCAAUGAUUGUGAAAGACCCUGAACUCGUCCCUUCCGCUGCUGGAUCUCCCCAGAGUUUAUCCUCUGUUGCCAGAAUGGCUACCUCGAUGAACCCUCUCGACCUCUACCAUGACCCUGCGCUUGAUGCUCUGGUUCUUCAGAACAAAACACGGACAAAAGCUAACAACGGUGGGAGUCGCCGGCAUAGUAUGGGUCAGUCCAAGCGGACGUACACUGAAGACACAGAUGCUGCCCAGCUCCCUCCUCCAGCGGCGCCCGAAGUUCCUCGAGGACCGCCAAUUUCUUAUCGAACCUCGGGGCAAGGCGAGCCCGCCGUUCACAGAUCAUUCUCGCAAAGAGCUAAGGGGAGGCCAUUCCACAGAGAAGCAUUUGCAGACAUGAACGAGGGCCAUCCGGAUGAGAACAACAACCCUAAGCCGAGCGCAAUGUCGGACACAGAUCACGAGGACGUCGCUCCGAUCAUUCCUAGAAAACCUGUCCAGGCGGAUGGCCUGCGCAUAAGAACUACAGAUCUCAACAGCACGAGUCCGGUUACCAUGCCACGGCGCGACAUUCAGUCUGCGUCCGGACCGAGAUCAGAUCAGGCCAGAAGCACUCAAAAGUCUCGCCGUACCUCUGAUAUACCGCGGUAUACCGAGGAACCCAUCUCGGCAGUGAGCAGAUCGAGUGCGCUCCGGGAGGACGCUCACCGUCGCGAUUGGGCUCCAGAUCGAUCUCCACUUCAAAAGCUGGAGGUCACGCUCAACGACAUCAACAAAGAAGCAAAGCGUGCCAGGGCACAGGAAGCGGAGAUGCUCUUGCGAGAACGCAACGCAUCAAAAUUGGCCGGCGAGGUCGAAUCGCCUCGGCAAGCCCCUCCUGCCCAUAAAAUAGCCGCUUCGUCCAGACGGUCCGCAUCAAACCGUGACCUGCCAGAUGAGCCAGAAGUGCCGAGCUUGGAAGACGCAGGAUUUGUCCGAAAUCUUAGCACAACUCACCGCCAGCGAUUGCAGCACAGCACAACACUCGACAACCGUCGGCCGGAUGUGAGGACUCUAUCUGGUGAAGGACCUCCUGGCUUUGAUUACACAAUAUCAAGUCCUCUCCAGACCAGCAAUGAAAGUCAGCCUCGUCGAGCAAGCGCCAAAUAUGGCUGGGAUGAGACGCGUACCGAUGAGCCAGUAAGAGUACUGUCUCAGGUACCCGUUGAAGUGGCCAAGGGGCAAGCAGAGAGACUUCAAGCCAAAAAUCGUCAAAAUGUCAGACCAGCCGACGAACAGUCAUUAUCUUCUGAUGGAUUGUCGAGAGCACCUCUCGUCCCUGAGACUCAAAUCAGGCGCACGUCUGGACGAGGAAGCUUUAUAGAACGACAAAACGCCUCCCACAAAGCAGCCUUGGAGAAAUUGACAGGAGUAUCUGCACCCAAUCGUCUUACAAGAGAAGGAUCUCGCAAGCUCCAAAAGACUCGGCCAGCAUCCGUAGAACGACGCGUACCUUCUGACCCACACCCAAGUCGAAUUCCAGUGCCAACUACCACAGCAAGCAUGAGAGCUCAGAAGCCUGAAGCGCACGAUCAGACUGCUGGUGCCCUUGCGUCAAAUUCGCCUGCUAACCAACGUCGUCUGCCGCAAACACCUCCUCUAGCCUCUCAAGGUCUUCAGCCUUCACCGCACCCCAGCAGUCCCAGGUCGCCACCCGAAAAGGUUGCUGAUGUGAUACGGCAAAGGCAGCGGAAAUCAAGCGUCUCUUUCAAAGAGCCUAUGAACCGGCGGCCCGUGGAUGAGUGGAAAGAGGCUGGAACAGCGAGGCUGACUUCAGACCAUUUCUCCACCGAGGUAGCUGCACCAAUUGACAAGAGCAAGCCCUGGUGGGAACAGUCGGCAGCACCUUCUGGUCGACGACGGAGUAGGUCAAACUCAGUAUCUCAUCAAUCGGGCUUAGACGCUCCCAUCGACGAUAAGACGGCGGAGUUCAGGCCAAGGCUUUACCUACGCUGUGGGCCUUUGCUUCGAUAUACGGGGAUGAAGAGGAUCAAGGUCGAGAAGGGCGAAGAUCGAGAAGUAUGGCGAGGAAGCGUUUUGAUCGUAACCCAGGACUCGCAUUCCUCCUACGAAGAGCCGCCGACGCUGCGCCUGUUCUCUCAGCCCCAGAGAUUACUUCCUCCACCGCCUCAUGAAGUAGUUGAAGAUGGCCUAAGUCCUGAGUACAUUGACCCUAUCGCUGGCUUGACAAAGCUUUCAAGAACAGGUCGCGCACUAUAUGUUCGGCCCAUUGAUCAUAUUGAAGAGGGCAAAGAUCUGUCACAAAUGGAGAACAAUGACGGUCUGUUCGAAGACUCGCCUAGUCCGACGGAUCUAGAUGGACUUCACCAUGCAAAUCCAAGCAGAAAGUCUUCUGAAGCUGACGGCGAGCGGCUGGGAAGAUAUUCCGAAGUCAAAGGUGCAAGGUUGUAUGCCGACCCCGACAGGGACGUGACAUUCUGGCGGUUCAAUCUCGAGAUCGAACUUGCGGAGGAGCAACAGCAUAUUGCAUACCGAAUCAACAGAAGUGCUUCUGUUGGUUUUUGGGUUCCUGGUCGCGGCCAGACCAUGAACAUGAUGUUUCACAGCUGCAAUGGAUUUAGCCUAUCGGUGAAUCCAAACAAUUUCGGUGGACCAGACCCAUUGUGGAGAGAUGUUCUGAAUACUCAUCAGACUCGACCCUUCCAUGUCAUGAUUGGUGGCGGCGAUCAAAUCUACAAUGACAGAGUCAUGCUUGACACACAGCAUUUCGGCGAAUGGACCCGAAUGCGGAACCCUGCCCACAAACACCAUGCUCCCUUCACACACGAAAUGAAAGAAGAGCUCGAGAGUUUCUAUCUCAACAGGUACGCGAUGUGGUUUUCUCAAGGUCUGUUCAGUAUGGGCGCUAGUCAGAUCCCGAUGGUCAAUAUUUGGGACGAUCAUGACAUUAUCGACGGGUUUGGAUCAUAUCCCCAUCAUUUCAUGGAAACUCCAGUAUUCUCCGGGAUAGGAAGCGUUGCUUUCAAGUACUACAUGCUUUUCCAACACCAGAGUGUCUCAGAGGAGACGACUGCUCACGAGCCCAGUUGGGUCCUGGGCAGGGAACCCGGGCCUUACAUCAAACAAGUCAGCAGGAGCGUAUUUAUGCACAUGGGCAAGCAUGUUGCAUUCCUAGGCCUGGACUGUAGGACAGAACGCAUGCGCAACGAGGUCCUCAGCGUUGACACCCUUGAUAUUGUACUCGAGCGGUGCCGCAAAGAACUCAUCGAGGGCGAAACAAAACAUUUACUCGUGUUGCUGGGAGUUCCGAUCGCCUACCCUCGACUGGUAUGGUUGGAGAAUGUGUUGACGAGUCGUCUUAUGGACCCUGUGAAAGCUUUGGGAAGAGCUGGAUUUAUGAAAGGCGGCUUCCUCAAUAAGUUUGACGGCGGAGUGGAAAUCCUCGAUGAUCUAGACGAUCACUGGACUGCGAGAAACCACAAACAUGAACGCAACGACUUGGUCAAAGAUUUGCAAGAUCUCGCAGCUGAGAAGUCCUGCCGCAUCACAAUCCUCAGCGGAGAUGUUCAUCUUGCGGCAAUUGGCCAGUUCCAUUCCAACCCAAAACUCAAGAUCCCGAAGGAUCGAGAUCAUCGCUACAUGCCGAACAUAAUAUCUUCGGCCAUCGUCAACACACCACCUUCCGACAUGUUGGCUGACAUCCUGAACAAACGUAACAAGACUCAUCACUUGGACAUGUACACCGACGAGAAUAUGAUCCCGAUGUUUACGCACGACGUGGACAACAAGAGACGAAACAAUAAGCAGCUGCUGCCCCGACGAAACUGGUGUUCGAUCCAAGAAUAUAGUCCUGGGUCGACCCCUCCACCAUCUCUAACAGAGACGCACUCAAUGUCGGAGGCUGCAGACGAAGAAGAGGAGCAAGUGACUCCGGAACCACGUCGCCGCCACUUUUCAUUUAGCAAAGAAGAUGUCAAUCCUCGGACUCUUUUCCGUCGAUUGAGCUCGCGAGGUGCACCUCCGACUUCCUAUCGUGACACAAUGUAUGAUCAGGGCCGAUCUGCGUCUCAUGAUGGCACGACUCAGCAGAAUGGACGUCCUGUCAGCCAUGACAGGAACGCCUCAGGCUCAAGACAAUCUUCUGGCGACUUCCAAGCCGUGCCUCAGCGGCGCGCCUCCUCAUUCGAUCAUACUUCAUCAGACGCACCUGUUCGUCCCAACACCUUUCAGCGCCGGCCAACCAAUAUGUCCGAAAAAGCAGUCAGGAAAGGAAAUGUUCCUGCCGUCGACGCUGAAGGUAACGAAAUCGACGUCAACGACCGUAUCAAUCUAGAAGGGGGGCUUGACAUCGUUUUGAACGUCGAAGUCAAUCAGAAGCAGCCGGCUGGUAUCACGAUACCCUAUCGGCUGCUCGUUCCCGCCCUCUGGUAUGACGGCAGUUCGGAUCGGGAGAAGCUCGAUGAGAAUACUGGGGUGCACAGGAAACCCACUCUUCUGAACAGAUUCGGCAUUGGUGAGAGACGAAGCCACAAAGCGGUCGGUGCUCCAAAGGGUAACUGGGGCCAAGAACAAAGCGACGAUGAGAGUUACAGUGAGGGCGAAGCGUAUUCCAAGGCAGCCGCUCCGCGUCGUCGGUUUAGCCUGUUCGGCAGCCGUAAGCCACUGAAGAAAGAUUUCAGUGACGACGAAUCAGACCAUGAUGGCCAGCCACAUAUUGGCAUCCCGGGACGGCAAUCACAGCCAUGGCAGCAGGGAAGCGUCAAUCAGCAGCCAUCUCAGCCCAGGGAGACAAACUACGCCCCGGUUAACCACGAUGUUCUCUACGACACUGAAAGUCGCCCACCAGCAAACCACAGUCUCGAACCUGCUAAGCACCCCAGUGUUCGACGCUCGUUGACCAUAGGGUCCUCGGUAAACAACCGCGCGACGCCGUCCGCCACCCGAAAUGUUAGCGACUCUUAUGCUACACGACCUCCGCCGUCCAGCUUCGGCGGCGGCCAACCUGCUAUGACAAAUACUGGCGCGAGCGCGCCUGGAAACCAUCCGCAACGUCGUCUGAGCAAGCAGGAGCGUAUUCUUGGUAUCUCGCCGUCUGACCCGCAGCCUCACAACCCGCCGGACAAGCUGAGAGGAGAUGGGAUCAUUGGCAACCACCUCCACCCUGAUGAGUCGCCGAAAGGAUAUUCAGGCAUCGAGGCGUACAAGGACCCAAAGCCGCAGAGGACAUUCAGCCUUAAGAAGGCUAGGGACUGGUUGGACGGCAGAAACAAAGACGAGUUCGACUGAGUGACGGCGCUUCCACCGUGACCUUGCGCGUGCAGAAACGGCUGACCAGGCCAAGGGUGAUGUGGACGCAAACAAUCUUUGGUGUACAGGCACAAAGGGUGUCUGCUCGAAUUGGCCUUGUCAUCAUCACCCUUUUCGGGUUGCAACCAGUCGAGUCAGAUUGUUCCAUGAUUUCGGCUUCUGCGUUGAGGACAAAGUUGGACGAAUUUUCUCCUGGAUAUCUAUUGCAUCGAGCUUGGCCGAGUUUUGUCACUUCCUUUUUGGGCUAGGAGCUACCUGCUUUUUUGAGCGAUUCCUGAGCUGGUCAUUGGACAUUUUCUUCUCUUCGGGGCAAUCAUGCACAUUUUCACACUUCUUUCCAUGUAAUUCAUUUCCACGUCUGACGAACAAUUUGAACGGUCUCAUAUCUCAUUCCUGCGUGUUUUGUUUCGCUGAGACUGUGCCAGUGACAGUGAUACUAGGCUUUUUUUACUUAAAAGUGUCUUGUCUUCCCCUAUC
Molecule: messenger RNA, 6055 nt
Organism: Exophiala xenobiotica
Lineage: Eukaryota; Fungi; Ascomycota; Eurotiomycetes; Chaetothyriales; Herpotrichiellaceae
Exons: 1
Coding region: 293-5557 (1754 amino acids)
Cellular component (GO): membrane
Source: RefSeq, a predicted model, not a curated record